This is a messenger RNA of Elephantulus edwardii (Cape elephant shrew), 1735 nucleotides long. RefSeq names its product suppressor of cytokine signaling 4 (gene SOCS4). Gene Ontology annotation, cellular component: phosphatidylinositol 3-kinase complex. Lineage: Eukaryota; Metazoa; Chordata; Mammalia; Macroscelidea; Macroscelididae. The record is from RefSeq and is a predicted model, not a curated record. Gene Ontology annotation, biological process: negative regulation of epidermal growth factor-activated receptor activity; intracellular signal transduction; phosphatidylinositol phosphate biosynthetic process. Bases 201 to 1520 code for a protein of 439 amino acids. The transcript has a single exon. Gene Ontology annotation, molecular function: 1-phosphatidylinositol-3-kinase regulator activity.
UUACUCAUGUACUAGUAAGUUUUUUCAUUUUAGUCAAAUUGAGGUUUAAUAAAAUUAUGCCAUGUAGAUGACAGAUGAUUAAUGGUGUUUAAUUUUUUUCCCCCUUAGAUACAUCCAUAAAGUUCCCGGAAGAAACUUCCUGCCGGAAAAACUGAAAGAGCAGUAUUUAUAACACUGGACAUUCUGGAUAAUUUGUUAAAAUGGCAGAAAAUACUGAAAAUAGUAAAAAUGUAGAUGUAAGGCCUAAAACUACUCGGAGUAGAAGUGCUGACAGAAAGGAUGGUUAUGUUUGGAGUGGAAAGAAGUUAUCUUGGUCAAAAAAGGGUGAGAGUUGUUCGGAUGCUGAAACAGUGGAUGCAAUAGAAGAAACAGAAGUCCCUUUAAGGAGCCAAGAAAGGAAGCACAGCUGUUCCUCCAUUGAACUGGACUUAGAUCAUUCCUGUGGGCAUAGAUUUUUAGGCCGAUCUCUUAAACAAAAACUACAGGAUGCAGUGGGGCAGUGUUUCCCAAUAAAGAAUUGUAGUAGUCGGCACUCUUCAGGACUUUCAUCGAAAAGAAAAAUUCAUAUCAGUGAACUCAUGUUAGAUAAGUGUCCUUUUCCACCUCGAUCAGAUUUAGCUUUUAGGUGGCAUUUUAUUAAACGACACACUGCUCCUAUAAAUCCCAAAUCAGAUGAUUGGGUAAGCACUGACUUGUCUCAGAGUGAAAUGAGGGAUGGUCCACUAAAACGAAGGAACAUGGAAGAAGACGUAAAUGGUUUCUCACAUACUAGUGUUCAGCCCUGUGUCGUAACUACCAACAAUGCUUCAUGCAGAGGUGAUCCUGUGACUGGCUCAGUGAUAAACCUUGUUUCCAAUAAUAGUAUUGAAGACAGUGAUAUGGAUUCAGGUGAUGAAAUUAUAACACUUUGCACAAGUUCCAGAAAAAGAAACAAACCCAAAUGGGAACUGGAUGAUGAAAUCCUGCAGUUGGAAACACCUCCAAAGUACCACACCCAGAUUGAUUAUGUCCACUGUCUUGUACCAGAUCUCCUUCAAAUCAAUAACAACCCAUGUUACUGGGGAGUAAUGGAUAAAUAUGCAGCCGAAGCUCUAUUAGAAGGAAAACCAGAGGGAACCUUUUUACUUCGAGACUCAGCACAAGAAGACUACUUAUUCUCUGUUAGUUUUAGGCGCUAUAGUCGCUCUCUUCAUGCUAGAAUUGAGCAAUGGAAUCACAACUUUAGCUUUGAUGCACAUGAUCCUUGUGUCUUCCAUUCUCCUGACAUUACUGGGCUCCUAGAACAUUAUAAGGACCCAAGCGCCUGUAUGUUCUUUGAGCCACUUUUAUCCACUCCUUUAAUUCGGACUUUCCCCUUUUCCUUGCAACAUAUAUGCAGAACAGUUAUUUGUAACUGUACAACCUAUGAUGGUAUUGAUGCCCUCCCAAUUCCUUCUUCUAUGAAAUUGUAUCUGAAAGAAUAUCACUAUAAAUCAAAGGUUAGAGUACUCAGGAUUGAUGCACCAGACCAGCAGUGCUAAGAAAAGGGUAGAAAAAUCUGAUUAUCUGUUUGCAUUCGAAUAUUUUACAGCACUUACUCUGCCAAUUUUAUUUUUACCACAAGGGCAGUUGGAAUCCAAAAAUAGCUUCUGCCCCAAAUCUUACUUCCAGAUCAGUUUAUGUUUUUUUAUGGUACAUUAAUUGUUUAUAGUUCUACACUAGGAUUAGUGAAUAUUUUUGAUCAGAUGUUUAGGGG